Meloidogyne enterolobii is the source of this 212-nucleotide messenger RNA. The record is from the annotation of a GenBank genome assembly. Lineage: Eukaryota; Metazoa; Nematoda; Chromadorea; Rhabditida; Meloidogynidae.
AUGACUGAAUUUUUUCAAAAAUUUCUUUUCAACAGGCGUUAUCUUGAAAACGAAAAUCAAUGGAAAUAUAAUUUAUGUAAAUGUUCAGAAAAAAAUACAAACGCAGAAUCCCAACCAAAUUUGGUAAAAUGUAAAAAAUGUAGACUUGAAAAAUGUCUUUCUGUUGGAAUGAAAAAAUUGGGUUUGUCAAAAUAAGUGUAAAAAACUGUCUC